This is a messenger RNA of Cottoperca gobio, 10945 nucleotides long. It is a transcript of the gene kif21b, whose product is annotated as kinesin family member 21B. The record is from RefSeq and is a predicted model, not a curated record. The transcript is spliced from 35 exons. Bases 341 to 5434 code for a protein of 1697 amino acids. NCBI's taxonomy places the organism in Eukaryota, Metazoa, Chordata, Actinopteri, Perciformes, Bovichtidae. Gene Ontology annotation, cellular component: microtubule associated complex. Gene Ontology annotation, biological process: mitotic spindle organization; spindle elongation; microtubule-based movement. Gene Ontology annotation, molecular function: microtubule motor activity; microtubule binding; ATP binding.
CGUCUCUCUCGGAGCGGUUUCUGAGGAGCGCUCAUGUGCUUCGCUCAUACGCACUUUUAACAGGAUGUAGCGACUGAGACAAGACAGAACACGGAAAGACAAACAAAGCGGGCUAAACUGCGAUAUGACAAACACCAGUGAGCCAGAAAUGACCGCCACAGCGGAGGAGAAUAAGACAGGAGGAGUCCCGGUGAGGCAGCUCACCGCCGGCAGGUCUUGACGGCUGCUCCCGCUGACCUGAGACGUCCAGCGCCGCCGCAGCACCGCGCGGUUUGCACACGCUGAAAACCCAACAUAGCCAAAAUACUCCACAUCCCAUCGGCGAACCUUAAAAGCGACAAUGGCGAGCAUGGGCGACUGCUGUGUGAAGGUUGCUUUGAGGAUUCGUCCUCAGAUGGCCAAGGAGAAGAUAGAGGGCUGUCAUGUGUGCACGCUGGUCACGCCUGGAGAACCACAGGUCCUCCUGGGUAAAGACAAGGCCUUCACCUAUGACUUUGUGCUUGACAUCGACUCCGAGCAGCAGCAAAUCUACCAGGCCUCUGUGUACAAGCUCAUCGAGGGCUGCUUCGAGGGAUACAACGCCACUGUGUUCGCUUAUGGUCAGACGGGUUCGGGGAAAACCUACACCAUGGGGACGGGCUUCGAUGUGGGCCUGAGCCAGAAGGAGCAGGGCAUCAUCUCGCGGGCCGUGCAUCAUCUGUUCGAGGGAAUCCAGAACAGGAGGGAUCGUGCCCAGGAGGCCGGCUCCCAGCCGCCCGAGUUUAAAGUCACCGCCCAGUUCCUAGAGUUGUACAAUGAAGAGGUCCUGGACUUGUUUGACGUAGCCAGAGAUCCAGAUAGUCGAAACAGGAAGUCCAACAUUAAGAUCCACGAAGACGCCAGCGGCAGCAUCUACACCACCGGAGUCACUUCCAGACUGGUGCACUCAGAAGAGGAGCUGCUGCAGUGCCUGAAGAUCGGUGCUCUGUCCCGCACCACGGCCAGCACCCAGAUGAACGCCACAAGCUCCCGCUCGCACGCCAUCUUCACCAUCUACCUCUGUCAGAUGAGAGCGUGCCAGCAGGGUCAAAUGCAGAAUGGAGGAGGAGGAGAGAACGGGGAGUUGAACGGUGUGGACGCCAGCCCUAUCGCUCAGCCCGAGUUCGAAACGCUGAUGGCCAAGUUCCACUUUGUGGACCUGGCUGGCUCCGAGAGGCUGAAACGCACAGGAGCUACAGGAGAGAGAGCCCGCGAGGGAAUCUCUAUUAACUGUGGACUGCUGGCGCUGGGAAAUGUGAUCAGUGCUUUAGGAGACCAGGCUAAGAAGGGAGGACACGUCCCUUACAGAGACUCCAAACUCACUCGUCUGCUACAGGACUCACUGGGAGGCAACAGUCGCACUUUGAUGAUCGCCUGCGUCAGUCCAUCAGACCGGGACUUCAUGGAGACACUGAACACACUAAAGUACGCCAACCGUGCCCGAAACAUCAAGAACAAGGUGGUGGUGAACCAGGACAAGACCAGCCAGCAGAUCAGCGCCCUGCGUGCCGAGAUAGCCCGGCUUCAGAUGGAACUGAUGGAGUACAAGGAGGGGAAGCGUGUGGCAGGAGAGGAUGGUUCAGAGGGCUUCAGUGACCUGUAUCAGGAAAAUGCAAUGCUGCAGAGAGAGAGCGACACUCUGCGCCUCAGGGUAAAGGCCAUGCAGGAGACCAUUGACCACCUCAACACCCGUGUGACACAUAUGCUGACCAACGAGGUCAGCACUCUGCUGACCAAGUCAAGUGAGGGCAAUGAGGAGAUCGGGGCUUUAAUCCAGAAAUACAUCCGAGAGGUUGAAGAACUGAGAACCAAGCUUCUUGAAAGCGAGGCCAUGAACGAGUCCUUGCGACGGCAGUCGACCCGACUUUCCUUGCGUUCCUCGUUCCCUUCCUCCACUCUCAGCCCCGCCCCCGGCCACCCCCCUGGCUCCUGCCCUGCUCCCUUAUCUAUGGAGGCCGAGAUGACGGACGUGUUACGCCGCGCCAAGAUGGACAUCGAGAGGCUGAAAAAGAAGGAGAGGAGACAGAGGAGGAUGAGUCCUGAGUUGGAGAAAGGUCAGAAGAAACGAGUCAAACUGCACACUCACGAGAAUGGAGAGAACGGGCAGAGUGGUCAUAACGGACAAAACGGACAAAAUGGAGAGAUCGAUUCAGACGACAAUUAUGUCGAGGAUGUCAUGUCUCCCUUGCAGGAGGAGAGUGGCUGUGAUGAAGAUGAGGGGGAGGAUGAAGAGGAGGGCAGGGAGGAGGAGAACGGGUUUGACAGUGACGAGAGCCUGGUGGAUUCAGACUCAGACUCUGAGGAGAAAGCCAACUUCCAGGCGGACUUGGCUGAUCUGACCUGCGAGAUCGAGAUCAAACAGAAGCUAAUAGACGAGCUGGAGAACAGCCAGCGGAGGCUGCUGAUGCUGAAGCUGCAGUACGAGGAGAAGCUCAUUCUACUGCAGAACAAGAUCCGAGACACUCAGCAGGAGAGAGACCGCGUACUGCAGAAUCUCAUGUCCAUGGAGAACUACACGGAGGAGAAGGCCAGCCGGGUCAAGCAGGACUACGAGAAACGUCUCAAGGAGAUGAACCGAGACCUGCUGAAGCUACAAGUGGCGCAGAAAGAGCAUGCUCGUCUCCUCAAAAACCAGGGGAGGUACGAGCGGGAGCUGAAGAAACUUCAGACAGAGGUCAACGACAUGAAGAAAGCCAAGGUGACGCUGAUGAAGCAGAUGAAGGAGGAGCAGCAGAGGAGGAGGAUGGUGGAGGCAAAGAGGAACCGUGAGAUCGCCCAACUCAAGAAGGAGCAGCGCCGGCAAGAGUACCAGAUCCGAGCGCUGGAGUCUCAGAAGCGGCAGCAGGAGCAGGUGCUGCGCAGGAAGAGUCAGGAGGUGACCGCCCUGCGACGCCUGGCCAAGCCCAUGUCAGACCGCGUGGCCGGGCGUGUGGCCCGCUGGAACCAGAGUCCUCCGGCGACGGAUUCUGGAGCUGAGUUUUCAGCCAACACUACAGCAAGCAGCUCUGAACCCGAGACUGGGAGGUCUGUGAGCGGGCUGGUGAAACAGUGGAACAACAAAAACAAUGUGUUUGGAUAUCUGGCAGAGAGUGAAGGGAGCAUGGAUGGAACCAGAGUCAUUGGUAGGAAGAAGUUGCAGCGCAAGCCAGCAGGCCUGGGCAGCGUUGCAGCGGCGGGCAGAGUCAGCAGCUUCUCCAAAUCUGCCCGUCAGAAGUGGCAAACACUUGAGCAUCGCAUUAUGGACAUUGUCAUGCAGAGAAUGACAAUCAGUAACGUGGAAGCUGACAUGGAUCGGCUUAUCAAGAAGCGAGAGGAGCUGACAGUCCAGCAGGAAUCGCUCUCACAUAAGAGGGAGGUACUGAUGGCAGACGGGGAGGGGCCAGAAGCAGAGGACCGCCUCCUUCUGGAAAUUAAUGAGGACAUUGAGGUGCUGAACGCCAACAUAGACUACAUCAAUGACAGCUUGUCUGACUGCCAGGCCACCAUUGUACAGAUAGAAGAGACCAAGGAUGAGCUGGACUCUGUGGACACGUCAGUGGUGAUCAGCUCCUGCUCUCUGGCUGAGGCGCGCAACCUGCUGGACCACUUCUUGAAGGCUUCCAUAGACAGAAGUUUACAGGUGGCUCAGAAGGAGGCUCAGAUCCGACUGCUGGAGGGUCAGCUGAGACAGACAGAUGUGAUUGGCUCGUCACACAAUCACAUAAUCCUUGAUGCCCUGCGAGAAAAGGCAGAAUACAUCCCUGAACUCCAGGCUCUCAUCGCCAAUGUGCAGCUGGAAAAUGGUUAUGCCAGCACAGACGAGGAGCCGUCUGAGUUCAGCCAAGCCUCUGACAGCAGUGUGUCUCACAUGAGAGAAUCCAACAGCCACGAUGAUUUCAAAAUGAAGAUGGAGCCUCGUCUGUCGGCUCAGAUGAAGGCGGUGUCUGCCGAGUAUCUUGGUCCCAUCUUGGACCCCUCAUCGUGCAGCAAGCAGCAGUACAUCACCAAGUCUCUGGCCUCGCUGACGGACAUCCAGGAGGACGGCCUAAGCCUCGGGAGGGCGACUCUGGGGCUCAGCCUGGCCCUACGAGACCCCUUCCACCGGGCGGCCCGCACCAACAGCCUACCUGUCAGGGGACACACCUUUCCCAGGCAGUCUCGGGGUUAUGACACUUCCCCUCUAACAAGGAGGAAAUCUUACGACCGCGCGUACAGGGCCACUGACGGCUACACUCCCCCCUCCUCCCCUCCUCUGAGGACCAGGAACGACCGCAACGUCUUCUCAAGGCUCACCAGCAACCAAACCCAAGGUUCUGCUCUGGACAAGUCAGAUGACAGCGACUCCUCGCUCUCCGAGGUGCUCAGGGGUGUGAUCAAUCCCAUUGGGGGUGUGAAGGGGGGUCGGACGGCGCCCCUGCAGUGUGUUUCUGUAGCCGAGGGCCAUUCGAAGCCUGUCCUGUGUGUGGAUGCUACCGAUGAGCUGCUAUUCACUGGAUCUAAAGAUCGCACCUGUAAGAUGUGGAACCUGGUAACAGGUCAAGAGAUCGUCACCCUCAAAGGCCACCCAAACAACGUGGUGUCAAUCAAAUAUAGUCCUUCCUCCUGUUUGGUCUUCUCUGUUUCCACGUCCUACAUCAAGGUGUGGGACAUCCGCGACUCUGCCAAGUGUGUCCGCACGUUGACUUCAUCGGGGCAGGUGGUUUCAGGUGAUGCAUGUGCGGGCACCACCACCCGCACAAUAAGCUUUGCACAGGGCGAGUGUCAAAUCAACCAGAUAGCCCUGAACCCGUCAGGAUCGGUGCUCUACGCUGCUGCUGGAAACACUGUUCGCAUGUGGGACCUUAACAGGAUGCAAGGGAUGGGGAAGCUGAUGGGCCACAUCGGGUCUGUCAUUUGUCUGACAGUGGGACAGUCUCUGCUAGGCAAAGAUCAAGUAAUCACUGGCUCCAAAGACCAUUAUGUCAAGGUGUUUGACGUGGCAGAGGGAACUCUGGGUAAUAUAGGUCCAGCUCAUAACUUUGAGCCACCCCAUUAUGACGGCAUUGAGUGUUUGGCUGUACAGGGAGAUGUGCUGUUCAGCGGGUCCAGAGACAACGGCAUCAAAAAAUGGGAUCUGGAGCAUCAGGAACUCACUCAGCAAAUCCCCAACGCUCAUAAGGACUGGGUGUGCGCUCUGGCACAUGUCCCUGGGCGACCCAUGCUGCUGAGCGCCUGUCGGGGCGGCAUGCUGAAGGUGUGGAACGUAGAAAACUUCACCCCCAUAGGAGAGGUCAGAGGUCAUGAAAGCCCCAUUAAUGCCAUAUGUACCAACUCAAGACAGAUCUUCACUGCGUCCAGUGACUGCAGGGUGAAGUUGUGGAGCUAUGUGCCAGGCUUGACCCCGUGUCUUCCUCGACGGGUCCUGGCCAUCAAAGGCCGAGCCACCAGCCUCCCAUGAUUGCCUCUUCUUCGCUCACCAACCCUCCCUUCCUCUGCGACAACACAGUGAAGAUCUGGUCGUCAAAGGUGUGGAGGAAGAGGUGACAACCUGAAGUGGUCCCUUUGUCGGCCAUCUUGCUGCGACUUCAGCCACUGACCUGUGAACUGCUCACUGCUCACUCAAUGAGCUGUGAAACUGAAACACACUGUUUCCAAGGCAAUCAAGUUGUUUUUCCUUUUGUCAAGGUGCAGGCAGAAUACAUAUUCAAAGGCAUACAGUUAUUUGCCUUUCAGAUGUUUUCUAACUACCAAUUUGAAAGUGCCAUUCAGGUGUGAUGCUACUUGGGUAAUAUAAACCGCAUCUUCCAGGAAGAACUAUUUCUCUCUCCUGACAUAAGAAACUACCACCGCCUGGUAUUACAAGGAGAUCACCAAUGUUUCAGAGUCCUUGUGGAACAGCGACACAUGAAUUUGCUCAAAGAUGUGUGUGUUCAUGUAUCUGUUGUCUGACACUGGCCGAAUUUAAAUCCCAGAGGGACGUUAACUAACAACUGGGACAUCCAUUUCCUCCUGUUCCUCCAUUCAGGACUGUUGGUGUUCAUUAGUGUUGUGACUGUUCUGAUAGUGGACACGUUGGAGGAUCAUGCUAUGGGCUCAUCGUUGAUGAUAAAUUGCUGAUAACUGGAAGGUUACAUAAAACACCACUUGAUGUUAUGGUUUUUACACCCUCCAAUCACUUUUAGUUCAACUCGCUCUCAGUUUAUCACUGAAACUUUAUUGUGUUCCACAAGUCUUGUUCAUUUUUUUUUAAUGACCUUUACUAAUUUAUUAUUUUCCCUACCUCAGUUGUUGAGGUGGGAAGCAACAUUUUUACGGGUCUCUAUGUACAAACACCUGGUGCUUGACAUUUUGAAGUUUGUAUUUCAUGCCUGGCUCUUCAUCUCUGUGUGGAUGUGUCCUCUGUGGCUUCUCUGGCUAUAAGACUGUCUAACUGCUGACCCUGCAAACAGGAAAGCACACGUCCAGUAGCACAACUAUGGUAACACUGGCCCCGCAGGAUCUGACCAGAUUGUAAUAUCUGCUCUGCGAAGUGCUAACUGCGGCAAAAAUAAAAACCACCCUUGCAGAUGCACAUGACACAAACAGUACACACCUACAGCACACACACUUAAGACAUGUGUGAGUUAGGUACUCCAUUGAGGCCAAAGUGCCAGAUCAUUAUCUCGACCAUCCUACAGUGUGUGUCCCAUACCUGCCAUUUAUCCUCCACACAAAUGGUAAUAGGAGCCCUAUCAGUUCCCCCCUGCCUGCUUUCAGCUCCACUCUGAUCUUUGAGGUUAGCCACUGUAUCAGACUGACCAGCCUUACUGAAGAGUCCACCGUUUUCCCAGCUACUGAACCUUGCUGGGAAGCCAAUUUAAUUAGAAGUCGCACAGCUCUACCGGCUUCUUUUCAGGCAAGAUUACUUAGGGGAAAGUAGGUCAUAACUGAGAGGUAUUUCUUAGUAAAAAUCCCAAUUUUCUUCCACUUUUUUGCUGCUACAUAUAAAGAGCAGGAGACACUUCCUGCGCCCUUGCACUGAAAUCUGUUUAUGUGGCAGAUUAUGUGUGUGCAUACAAAUGCACAAACCGUGGACACACACAGACACAAGAUUUCAGUGGAUGUUUCGGUUAUCCAUCUUGUCUGAUGGGUCUUGGCAGCCCUCACUGUGUUGAUUUAGUGUCUCUCUAAUGAAACAAAUUCAGCACUGCAGCAAUGCACUGACACACAUGCACAUAGAUACACACUCCUACAGUAAUUCAAUUAAUGAAUUAAUUUAAUUCUGAAUACAAAUAAUAGCUAACAUUCACUUUACUUUCAGUUUAUGAACUUGGGCUUUUUUUUGGGAGCAUUUAAAAGCUUCUUGUCGUACAGAUGUUUGAUAAAAAACCCAAUUCAAGUCUGUUUGUAUCAAAAUAUCAAAGCACAGUUGUUUAGCUCUGACAUCUUAAUCCUUCUGUUGAAAACAAGCAGAAUGGAAUCCUUUGGUCAUUUAGAAAACUUGUAGUAUAAUUAAACGAAGCUUGGAUCAUGAAACCGCAGUCACAGGUGCUGAAGCUAGUUAAUACUUGGGACAUACUUUCUGCAGAUCCUCUAAGAGGGAGUAUGCACUGCUGAUUGUUAAUGUAGCCAACAUCAGUUUGAAGCUGCUUACAUUCUCCAAAAGCAAUUCUAUGGGUUUUGGUUUUAUAUUGUUGGGUGGGGUGGUGCAGUGAAUGCAAAUGUGUAGAUGAGGCGGAUUUGUUGAAUUGUUCUUGAUUUUAUUAUUUUGCCACACUUAGAAUCUCAGGGAUAGGUUGAAGGAUAAUGUUGGCCAUACUUUAGUCAGUACUUGACCCUGUGAAUUUAGGUAGCUCUUUGAAUUGACCAAAUGCCUUGUUUGAGAGAUUUUUUUCAAAGGUACUAUCAUGUGUCAACCCUUUUUGUGAAAAGACUAAUUUCCAUGUUUUGCUUUUCCCUUUACUUAUUAUCUAUGUACUGUGCUUUUUUGUACACAAUUUAAAUGACAUAUUCCCAAUCUGGCCAAAGCUGAAAGUAUUGCAACUCUAAGAAGAUGUGCACUGAUUUGACCAUAAUAUGUAUAAAAUACGGAUAUUGUAAAGAAGUUAGACUGGAGUGAGCGUUACAAAAUGUGGUUAUUAGGGAAAUUAACCUCAACAUAAUGGGCCCUACAUAAUUUGACCUCGAGUCCGACACCACUGGGCCCUUCACUGUAUGUAUUUUAUCUGUGCUCAUUAGCCAAACUGACCCUGCUCACAGAGUUCUGUGGUGUGUUUCGCCUUUAUCUCUUUACUCCAUUUAUUUUUCUCCUCUUCUCCAGACUCGAGAAGAUCCCGUUGUACUGUAGCUUUAGGCACUCUCUAAGGUGUCCCGUGCUUGUACAUUUGCCGAAGGAUGCAUGAUGUUAGUGCUGCUCAUCGGUUGAUUGGUCACCUCAAAACAUAGCAAUUUAGUAGGCAAUUAAUUCCCCCUGCUAUUGUCAAUUUCAAUGUUUAACACCUGAGAGGAUUUGUUAUCAAAAUCUUAGAAGGAUUUGGCCAUUAGUUUGAAUUCUGAAGCAUUGACAUAAAAUAUGCACCAAACAUUUUGAGUGUGCUUCACAAAAGAUGCUCACUUGGAAGAUUUAUUAUAGCCAAGCACAAGCCUUAAAUUAUAAUCUGGCCUUGGAUCAGCCCCACCCAAAAUUACCCAGAGUUCUGAGGCUUGUAUUCUGCCGAUGUCAGCACCACUUCAUUACUUGACGAUGUGUAAAUAAGUGUGUCAUACCUUUUUUAAUAUCCCAGAGGAGAUUUAUUUGAGGUUAGUUGAUGUCUUCCUCAUCAAUUGACCUCAAGUUAGGAUUUAUAUGCACUUUGGAUAAUGAACACUGCUGUGAAUACUCUGUGAACUGUUUUCCAGAUAUGUUUUAAGCCUAAGGUUUAGACUCAGUUUACAAAGACGGAGUUUAUGAGUCCGAAACAAGGCUUAGAGCACUGAAAUUGUGAUGAAAAGAUGACAUCUGUUUAGCUCUACAGUAGGUUUAGAAAUUAAUUAUAUUAAUGUUUGUGCUGAUACAGUAUGUAAGAUAGCAGGGAAUACAUAGAAAGACAGUCCCCAGUAUGUCCCUGCCUUUAAAGUCCCCUUUUUAUAGCAAACCUGUGAAAUAGAAUUUUCUCUUUGACGGAGCAGCAUGCACACGUUUGUAGACGCGCAGGAGAGCCCAUCUCCACCCUUAUUUCCCUGGCUGUCUGCUGGUAUUCUAAAAUGUUUCUUAAUAAUACUGACCACAAACAGGCCGUAUUACUCUAUGAAAUAUAUAAUCGCAGACACAGGAUGGCAGGAUCUAACCUUAAUCUAAAAAAACAAAAAGGAGGAGGGAUAUUAUCACACUAAAAGUACUUUAGUGUGAUAAUAUCACACUGAAGUACUAUUGAGCAUUGUUGGAUCAAUACCCCUCUCUGAUGCCACAUUGGUACACCAGCUGGUAACGAUGUUCUGAAGCCAAAUGUGAAAUAACAAAGAAUUGUAGAUUCCUGUGGUCCCUUUAAGCAUCCAGUUUCAAUUGGAAAGCUUUAAAGCAUGUGUGUAAUUGAACAUUUCUGACUUUGGUUCCCCCCAGUGGUAGUAUGACCAUUUGCUAAGCCCCCCCUACCUAGUUACUGUUGCUCCGUUAUGCACAACUGCAACUGUGGCAGAUUUACCGAUCAAAAUUCACCAUCAAACACAAUUCCAUGCUUUAUUGGGAUUUUUAGGAAUAAACCGAUGAGUUUGGCAAACGCAAGAGGCCGACUAUCUAUGACACGUUUGGCUGGAGUGUGUACUUCCAGAACAAAAAGCCACCGCUAAGCUAAACACUGAUAAAGUAAAACCUUUGCUCGGACGAACUGGGUGUUCCAGCGCUGAACAGAUCUUUUUUUAAUUAACCUUUAGCUUCACAUAAUAAUAUAGUUACUUAAUGAUAUUCCUCCUCCAACGCUGGUUUACUACUGCAGGUAAGCUAGUUAGCCAGACAUGAUAACGUUUAGAAGAAUCUUCCACCACCCUCCAAACUCUUCAUAUACAGAGUUUUGAUGAUGUCACGCUAGAGAACUGUGCACAACAGAGCCGCUGUGCCUAGUUACGGUUGCUAAACUAGGAUUUGACAAUCGCUGCUCGGAGGCGGGAUUUAGCUAAUGGUCAAAUGGCUUAAAGCAAAAAUAAAGACUGCACCUAUUUUCCCAGGCAGACUAAAAAAAUCAAUGUGUAGUGGCUGUCAGCAGUCUGUCUGGUAUUAGAUAUCGGACCACAGGACAGUUGGAGAGCUGCCAUCAAACUGAUCGUGUGAAUACCACCUGGAGCAUUUCCAGCCCAGCCCAACAAUCUUAUGACCACUAGGAAAUGAAACCCAAGUAGUCAGCUCAGCUACAGCCUUGCUCCUCAGCCAACAGGCCCCACUGCCUUAAAGGAACAGAAUGUGUAUUUAGGACAUUGAUAAUCAUCCACUUAAUAUCCUGAAUCUGUAACAGACUUAUUCUGAAGAUUGUAGAUUGUCCUACAGAUUGUGGAACUCUGUUCUAAGUCAGGUGACGUCUUAGCUCACUUUAUCAGUAUGGCUGAAAGGACUUUCAACUUUGCCCCAGGCUGCUGAGGGGAUGGAAUCACAUUUGGACACAAUUGCUGCUCGGUGGCAAAUGGCUAUCACACGCCAACACAGGUCUUCUCUGCAGCUGCUCGAGUCAUUUAUCCCGCAGGCGUGUGUUGACAUCUUUAGCUCACAUACGGUCAAACCAUAUGUGGCUGUGUCUGUUAAAUAUGUACUCAUGGGACAUAAAUGCAGGGUCAAAGGUCAUUUGUGCCUUUGAAUGCACAGGUAACUCCCUCUUAAGUGAGUGUAAAUGUGUGUACAGUUUUUUUUUUACAAGACAAUGUGCAUGUGACCAAGCCAUGUAAAAUAUCUUACUGUAAAUACUGUAAGUAAAUAUUUAAUGAAGGAUCCAACAUUCCCUCAAGAAAAUAAAUAAGUUAAAAACAA